Molecule: messenger RNA, 6220 nt
Organism: Cataglyphis hispanica
Lineage: Eukaryota; Metazoa; Arthropoda; Insecta; Hymenoptera; Formicidae
Product: choline transporter-like protein 1
Exons: 18
Coding region: 424-2223 (599 amino acids)
Biological process (GO): transmembrane transport
Cellular component (GO): membrane
Molecular function (GO): transmembrane transporter activity
Source: RefSeq, a predicted model, not a curated record
GGAGGAAGAAGAGUAUGGGAGCAGACUAUGUGUAAAGUGGGAGAAAAGCGUGCAGCGUGCGAGAAAGGGAGAGAGAGAGAGAGAGAGAGAGAGAGUGCGAGCGAGGUGAACGAAGAAUGAAGCAUGACUGCACGACUGAGUAUCGUUAACCAGUCGGCCACACAAGAGAGUCCGUUCUCCAGACCCUGCUGGUAAUCACAUCGAGUCGGCAACAAUCGUACCACGUGCCAUCUCGCCGAAACGUCGUUGUCCGGAGAGGAAACUCCUCGCGCGUGGAUAGUCCGCUGAAGCGCAUCGACGAACAAAUCCAGAAGACUGAUCUGAGAAGCUGGCGUAUCGGAAGCGAUAGGCUUGUCAAAGGUUGAUCAGAAGGAGGACGAGCACAACUGUUUGGAACAGCCAGUGGACCCGGCGAGUCUAGAAAUGGGUUGUUGCGGCUGUACGGAUGAAUCUUCAUCCAAAGUUGAACCCACAACACCUGAGAGCCACGGUUCGCCAAGUAGUUAUUCAGAUAAGAUCUUCGUAAAGGAUCGAUCAUGCACCGACAUUCUGGCUCUAAUCGUCCUACUUAUUCUCGUGGGUGGUUUCGCCUUUAUGAUGACGAAUACAGCGAAGAAGGGUGACAUUUACCGUGUGAUAAAUGGAUACGACGAUUGGGGAAAUGUCUGCGGCCGCGUAAAUUCACGCGAAACCGAUCCGAGAUUCCCUGGUAAAGGCGGUGACUACACCAAAAAACGGUAUCUUGAAAUUGACAUCGACUCGACAGGGGUGAAGAAACGCACAUGCGUGGAAAAGUGCGAAUCAACGCUAGAAGAACCAAAAACGUUAUUCGUAAACCGUUGCCUGCACAAGAAGGUGACCGACACCAUCAACUCGAUAAUAAAAUCUCUUCGCCUGGAUAGUUUUUACAAUAACGCAGUCACUGAUCUGGGAAUUGCAUGGCGCGAAUUAAUUUAUCUUUUUCUUAUAGCUUUGGCACUUUCUGUCGGUAUCCUGGUGGCUUUCCGCUAUAUGGUACAAUACGUCAUCUAUAUUGUAUUGAUUGGUGCAGUUUUGGCUUGCAUCGGUGGCACAACGUAUCUCUGGUGGGCAUGGUAUCAGGAGAAGAUACUCCUGGACAAUCAAAAGAUUGAUCCUGAAGAUUCUAGUCUGCAGCCUUACUUCAUCUACUCUAUUAUAAUGUCGAUCGUUACUGUCAUCGUACUUCUAGUGAUUCUGGUGAUGAGAAAGAGAAUCGAGUUGGUCAUGCAGCUUUUCCGGGAGGCGGGUAAAGCCGUGUGCGCGAUGCCGGCGUUGCUGUUUCAGCCAAUUUAUACUUAUCUGUUCAUCGGAUUCACGAUGGUGGCGUGGAUCUACUGUAUGCUAUGGAUCGAGAGCGCCGGUGACAUUUACCUGAAUCGCAAAAAACACGUGCAUUUUAAGAAGGAUGCAUUAAUUAUUGCGACGAGAUGGUACAAUCUGUUCCUAUUUUUUGUGGCCUACGAAUUUUACAUGGGCUGUCAGCACAUGGUCGUCGCUUGCGCCGUAGCUCGAUGGUUUUUUACAAGGGACAAAAGACAUCUUUCUUUACCGGUAGUUAAAGGCUUCGGAUAUCUUAUAAGAUAUCACAUGGGCACCGUUGCUUUCGGGGCUUUGAUAAUAGGUGUUGUUCGACUACUCAGAGCUAUGAUUUCCUUCGUUCAAAACCAUCUGAAGCGUUACGAUAACGCUUUCGUGCAAGGAAUACUAUGGUGCUGUAAAUGUUGUUUCUGGUGCUUCGAAUGCGCUCUAAAAUUUCUCACCAGGAAUGCAUAUAUUGAAACAGCCAUAUACGGAUGUAACUUUUGCACAGGCGGAAGGAAGGCGUUUCAAGCUUUGUCCAGUAAUAUUUUGCGAGUAGCGGCGAUUAAUAGUGUCGGUGACUUUGUCUUAUUCCUGGGUAAAGUCUUCGUCGUCACUCUUACAGUCGUUGCAGGGGUUUAUAUGAUGCAGAAAAUGGAUGGGCUUCAUCAUCCUUGGAUACCAAUCUCUCUCGCAGGAAUAUUCGCAUUCCUGGUCGCGCACUGCUUCAUAUCCAUUUACGAGAUGAUCAUUGACACGAUAUUCCUGUGCUUCUGCGAAGACUGCGAAAAAAACGACGGCAUAAGCCGACCUUAUUUUAUGAGCCGCGGUUUGAUGGAAUUUGUAGAGAACAGCAAGAAAGCUCUGAGACAGAUGGAACAGCGAGGAUCCGCUGCUGCGUAACAGGAAUUAUUGUUUCAAUCGGAUGCUUCCCUUGAAAGAACGCAUUGUUGAUUGUUUCGAAAACGACUCGAUGCUCGACCAAUGCCACAAGUGAACGACGUAAAUCUCACGCCGGAAUAUUAUGUAAAAUAGUAUCGAAUCUUCUAAUAAUCUUCCCGGAAAAUAAUUGUAAAGUCGCUGAGACGAGGCGGGGAAGAUUUUCUUUCAUACACGCGCACAAACUGUCUUCUCUUAAUCUCUACAGCACAAUUACCGAAGUCGUUCCAUACCAACGAAGCGCAGUAUUGCACACAAAGAAUCUUUCCUACGAUCGAUUCAACGGACUGAUUACACUACACAAAGAAUGUUAUGAAUUAUUCUAUAUAUUUUUUCGAAGUUCCUAUUUCUAAAAAUAUUUUUUAUAUGAUGAGAAAAAGCGUAUUUCUAUGUAAUCUUAGCUGAAAUAGAGAUACAACGUUCGCGCAGCUAUAAUGCGAAGAUUAUUUCGUAUUGUUAGAAAAGUGAUUAGCAAAUAAAUUAAUUUAUAAGAUGUCUAUUCUGCGUUUUAGAGCAUAAGUCUAUACGUAAAGUUACACUCUGUUACAAACACAGACUUAUAUAUAUAUUUUAUAUGUAAAUAUAUUAAUAUAAGUAUAAUAUAUAUUAAUAUAAGUAUAAUAUAUUAACAUAAGUAUAAUAUAUAAAAGUCUGUGGUUACAAAUGUAUUCCAUGCAUGCUCCAUUGCUGUAAAUAUAUAUAUAUAUAUAUAUAUAUAUAUAUAUAUAUAUAUAUAUAUUUUCUUUAUAAACAAGUGCCUAUAUGUAAAUCAUUUUAAUUUCAUUUUGAUACAAACAUGCAAGAUAUAAUUAAACAGUUCGCUGAUGAUAAUGAUAUAUACACUUAUGUUAUUUUGAAAGAGAAAAAUAUAUACAAGCAGAGAUUAUAAAAUUAAAAUGUAUAUUAUUGACAAACAAAGUUGUGAAAAAUUAAAAAAAUUAUGAUGCAUAUGAUCCAAAUUACUUACUUUUUUCUAUCUUUUCGUCUGUAAAAGAUGAAACGGUGAAGAGGAUAAAAUAUGUACUGAAAGAGAAGAGUACGACGGGAGAAAUAUAUAGUCUCAUGGCGUAGGUGUUAACUUUGUCACUUUAAUUUAUUUUUUUCCGAGCACAUUGUGCAUGAACAAUCAUACUUGGCGGUUUACACAGAUCUCAUCUUAUGCCGGCUUAGUAAAGUGAUGCGUCGUUAACACAUUUAGCUGGCAGUAAAUCGGGAUGACGAAUCGGACGCUACGGGAAUGACGCGGGACUUUGGUCUGUUCAGGCCGGAUUUAGACAUUAGGACGAGUGAAAAGAGUAGACCGUUAAAAAAAUUCUAUCUCGCACUCGUGGUGCGACUCGUUCAGAAUAGCGGUUUUAUUCGCUAAAAUCUAAUCGGUGGGAAAGGAGGGAGGCGAUUUACGAACAGCGCAACAACAACGAAGCCAAGAUUUACAACGGAAUUACAUGCGUUCGAUGUGAUUACGUCAACUUGCAUUUUAGCGACAUAUAUGUUAUUAUAUAUGUAUAUACGUUAUGUGCGUGUAUCGCGUAUCUUAGGAAACCACCCCAAUGCGUAAAUGUCUGUCACUGUUGUGUGAAUCGGUUACAGCACAUUCCGUUUUAUAGCACGAAAAUAUCUUAUUCUUUCUCUCUCUUUUAUUUAUCAAUAGCUCGCCUAGAAUAUAUGAAUUUUCCCAGAUGUAGGAAAAUGCCAAAGAUAUGUACACUUUACGUUGAUGGAAGAGACACUUUACUCUAUAUUUGUAGCUUCAGAAUAUACAUUGUUCGAGUUUCGCGUGAGGGGAGAUGCUUUCGCUUUAUUACAUAAAUAUAUAGGGCCGACACAAGCCGCGCGUGAUCUCCUGACGAGGAAAUUUUGCUUGAGCUUUUCGCACUAGAUAAUCUCUUUUUUUUUUGUCGCUUACAUUUUUGUCAGAUUAUUCGUAGCGAAGAAAGAUUCUUGUAUAUCCUAAAAUUCUCCAUCAUUCCCCGAGAUAUUAUAUUAAUUCUCUCAUCACACCGAAAUAACAUUAAUGCCCAUGUACACCGCGAUUGCUGGUUCCGAGUUUCAAAAGUAGAUCCCGAGUUGCAAUACGCGCUACAAUAGGAUGAAAAAGAUAAAAUCGAAUCGAAUCCUUAAAAUCAACGACUACACCGACGCAAGGUACUUGGCUUUGUACGACUUUGUAUUGCACUUUGUAGCUAGCGCAAACUUAGGUCUGUGAAUCUUACGAAUUAUUAUUUUUUGGUCUCGUUAGGUCAUCGUCAUCGUGCGACGCAUUGAUAUAUAUAGAUAGAGCUGAUACUCGGGAUAUUAUUGAAGUUGCGGAAUAUUUUCAGUCUUUAUCAAAGGAGUUAUAAUCGAUGCAUUUUGCCCCGCGAACUUAGAUGAAAAAAAAGGAAUUCGACGACAUAGUUAAACCUUACAAUUAACAUUAUCAUACGACGUAUAUAAUCCGAGUUUACAUAAAUAUAUCUUACACUUCUUUCUUAAUAACGUUAAAUAUAAUAUAAUGUACAUAUAAUACAAAAUGAAGAAAUUGAAAAUUGUAGAUUCUCGUGAAAAAGAAAGUAUUUCGGCAUUUAUCGAGUGUCCAGCACUCAAUCGUCGAGACUCAUAAAAAUUGAUACAAAAGCGUGAGAAAAGGAUGAAUCGCGGGACAAGUGAUAGAUAAAUGAUCGGAUGAUAAUAAAUUGCGAAAAAAUGUUCGCAUCGCAAUUUGUAAAAAAGAAAGACAAGAUCAUCCGACAAAUUUCUCUUGCAUUGCACAACAAACACUUAUUAUAUUUAUAUUAAUGAUUUUAACAUGGUUUUUUUAAGUUGCAGACAGCAUUCGCGCUGAUGACGAUGAUAGAGAGACGAUGACGAUGACUAAUAUCGACGAUAAUCCGUUUAGCGAUCGUUGAUACGCGACGCAAGAACGAAGAACGUCGCGAGACGUGCUUAACCGGCAAGCACGUUUAAAUAGAUCUUGUAUACACUAUUGGAAAAUUUGAUUUAAUUUUAACAUAUCGCAUAUCCCGCACAGGCCACACAAAUUUUUAUGUUAAUUUAACGUAAUAUGGAUAUAUUAAACGGUGACACUAAUACUAUGUUAAUAUUUCAACACAAAAUGAAUACAAACUUCAUAAUAAUUUGAAAUAAAUUUUGUGUAAAAAUAUAUUUUUAAUAAUAAAAAUACUUUGGAGAAAUAUUAUUGACAGUCUGUAGUUAUUCUCAUUCCUAUUGUAGAAUAAAAUCAACAUUUUUUUUCUGUAUAGUUUUAACAGAUAAAUCCUGUCCACUAAUAAUACAAAACAUAUCCAUUGUAUAAAAUUAAAAAUGUGUGCACAUUAUUUUUACAUUUUUUCAAUUAUUUUAAUAAUUUAACAUUUGAGUUCAAUUCACACAACAGCAAUAUGUUAAAUUAACAUAUGAAUGUGUUAAAUAUAUAAUACAAAAAUUUUAAGCGACAUAUUUUUUAACAACACAAAUUUUCCAAUAGUGCAUCUAUUGUUCGCUGCCGAUUAUUUAGAUCUAGAAGAGAAUAGAUCGAUAAGUGACGAUUGUGCUAUUAUCGUCACUUGCUCUUAAGCUUUUAAUAUCUGCGCGCAAUAUUAUGCGCUCGGUGGGCUUAAUAUACGUCGCGCAUUGCUCGCUCCACACACAAGAAGUACACUUCUACAUUGCUGUUUUUAACGGACAUAUUAUACACAUAAACACUGUAGAGCAAGUUUCUUUCUCUCCUUAAUCAUUUCCUCCUUUCGUCAAAACGCAAACAGGCUAUUUGUCGUAGAGCACGCAUUUCUUUCUCUUUAUCUCUGUGUAUUUGAUUACGAUUCGCGUUAAUUUACGUAUAUGAAUAUAUAAUCAAUCGCCAUUCGGAAACUAUAUCUGUAUUUAAUAAGUUAACGAGUUAGGAAGCGUUUUGUAUAAAGACAAUAUCAUAUAGGGGAGGAGAAGGAUGAAGAGAUAGUAUUUAAAAAAAAAAAAAAACAAA